AUGGAUCCGAAUUGUGCGUUUGUCGUAAAUCCUCAACUCUCUGGCAAUAUUCCUUUGGUUCUGGGCAGAGAAUGCCCGACCACAGAUGAGUCCUUACCACCCUCUGAAUCUUCACCACAGAGAUCUAUCCGGUCUUCAUCUAAUGAUCGUCAAAAUGACUUGGAAUCUACUCAAGACUAUGGACUUACAGAUGAAGAUGAAAUGUAUAAAACAGAUAUUCUACGGCUACUAUCAUUUACAAAUUGGACUGACAGCUCAGUGUCUCAAGAAGCAUUAGUAAAUGCUGGAUUUUAUCAUGCGGGUGAAGGUCGUCUCCGAUGUGCUUGGUGUGGAGGAGAGCUAGCACCCUUUAGAAAUUUUGGAUCUUUAGGGUCUCCACUUGAAGUACAUAGAAUGUAUUUCCCCCGUUGCUUGCAUGCCAUUGCUCUAGAGACGGCUCAGCGGAAUUACGACUCCACGAUAAUACCUACCCGCGCCACCUUCAGUCCAACAACUACAAACGAAAUAUCUGACAACCAACCGCAAUCCUCGGGUGCCGCGCAAAACGCUCGCGUUGUGGCGGCGGGCAGCUCGUGGCGCGCUUUGGGCGUGGUGGGGGGCGGGGCGAGGCACGCCGACUACGCCGCUCUGGCGACGCGCCUCCGCACUUUCAGCCACUGGCCGGCCGACCGGCCACAGCAGCCCCGGGCUCUGGCCGAGGCGGGCUUCUACUACACGGGUGUCGAUGACCAGGUGCGCUGCUUCUACUGUGACGGGGGUCUGGGCAAGUGGGAGGCGGGCGACGCUCCUUGGUCGGAGCACGCCCACUGGUUCCCCCACUGCGGCUACGUGCUGCUGGUCAAGGGCCAGGAGUUUGUCGACUCGUGUCGCAACCGUACCUCCGUGCAGCGUACAGUGUCCGCAGACAGUGGCUUGACUUGUAGACGAAGGAACCAAAGCGUCAACUUCCCUAUAACGGAGAGUCAGAUCGAUGAAUGUAUGGAGAGCAGCGCCGCCUUGGCCGCCUUAGGAGCUGGGCUGGACGCAGCAAGAGUGAGACGCGCUCUACUCAGACGUUUACGAUCCACUGGGCUACCGUUCAGUUCGUCGGAGGCGCUGAUAGACGCGGUGCUGAACGAGCAGCUGAACGAGGAGGCGUGGAGCGUGACGCCGCAGAGCCAAAGGCUGGCCAGGGACAUACUGGCCGAGACGUUGCGCGACUUCGCACCCAGAUCUAGAAUAAUCCCCGCGUCGCGGCCGGGCGAAGAAUCGGAGAGCAGAUCGGAGUCGGACAGUCCGUCGCCGUCGCCGAUCCACGUCGCGGGGGGUACCGCGAGGGUACAGCCGCCCGCUCAGCCCGCGCACCCUACCCCGGUGCAGGCGGAGCGCGUGACGUGCGCGAAUAACGACAGCACCUGCGUGCGCGACCCUAGCCCGGCGCCGAAGAAGCAACUGACCCUGGAGGAGGAGAACAGGCAGCUCAAAGAAGCGAGGCUGUGUAAAGUGUGCAUGGACAAUGAGGUGAGCGUGGUGUUCCUGCCGUGCGGCCACCUGGUGUCGUGCGCGGGCUGCGGCGCCGCGCUGUCCGCGUGCCCGCUGUGCCGCGCCGCGGUGCGCGCCCUCGUGCGCGCCUACCUCGCC
This is a messenger RNA of Iphiclides podalirius (scarce swallowtail), 1620 nucleotides long. The record is from the annotation of a GenBank genome assembly. Lineage: Eukaryota; Metazoa; Arthropoda; Insecta; Lepidoptera; Papilionidae.